Messenger RNA from Phytophthora nicotianae INRA-310, 279 nucleotides. RefSeq lists its product as hypothetical. The record is from RefSeq and is a predicted model, not a curated record. Lineage: Eukaryota; Oomycota; Peronosporomycetes; Peronosporales; Peronosporaceae. The transcript is spliced from 2 exons. Bases 1 to 279 code for a protein of 92 amino acids.
AUGAAGUUCACACUCCCGGAAAAUGCUUUCCCCCAGCUCGAUCUCACCAAGGAGCAACAAGAAGCUCUAAUCCGAGAAGCAGAGACCGUCGUCCAUGAAACUCUGGCUGCGAACGAAGCUUUUCUCGCUGGAGGAUCCAAGUUCUCCAACUCAAAGUGGAGACUAGUACGAGCGCGAGAUGGACUCAACGUAUAUCGUGAGCGACAGGCACCCGAAAGCUCCAAGGCGUUGGGGAAACAGGAUCGCACGGGACCUCUUUCGCCCUCGUGCCUGGAGUGA